AUGCUGGCGCCCAACUUCCUGGUCCUGGAGCUGGUGAAGCAGGGCUUCGUGGGCCUCAGGUGCGAGGACGAGUCGGCCUUCCAGAAGUUUGCCUCUGAGCUCUCCCAGCGCCGAGCUGACGAUUACGAGCGCUUCGAGCAAUAUGAGCAAAGUAGCGUUCAAAGCUACUUCCAAUACUACGCCAAGCUGUCCAACCAGCAGAAUAUGCUGCAAGACAGCGUGCGGACCUCCACGUAUAAUCGAGCGAUCGUGGAGAACCCCGAUGACUUCGCGGGGAAGAUCGGCCUGGACUUGGGCGCUGGCAGCGGCAUCCUCUCGUUCUUUGCCGUGCAGGCGGGUGCUGAGAAGGUUUAUGCCGUCGAGGCGUCCUCUAUGGGGGAGGUGAUUCGGCUUCUGGCCGAUGCCAAUCCGUUCCUGACCAAGAAGAUCGAGGUGGUGAACAGACCGGUGGAGACGAUCACCAGCGAAGUUGAGGGGAAGGUGGACGUGAUUGUCUCCGAGCCCAUUGGAACUUUCCUCUUCAAUGAGAGGAUGAUCGAGAGCUACCUCUGUGCUCGCGAUCGCUUCCUGAAGCCUGGGGGGAAGAUGUACCCAAACGCCGGCACCCUUUGCAUAGCGCCGUUCUCCGACUCCAUGCUGCAUUGGGAGCAGCAGAACAAGAACGGCUUUUGGAAGAACACCAACUUCUACGGGAUUGACCUCACCGCGGCCGUUCAGAGAUGCACGAAGGAGCACUUCAAGCAGCCCAUCGUGGACUACAUCAACCCAGAUUGUUUGGUCGCCCCCAGCGUCGACACCAGGUUCGACUUCACGAAGAUUACGGUCGAGUCGCUGCACUCGAUUGAGAUCCCUUUCGACUUCGAGAUCGCCCAGCCCUGCCUCGUCCACGGCAUCGCGGGCUGGUUUGAUGCCCACUUCGAGGGCACGAAUCAGACGGUGACGCUCUCCACUGCGCCGCGGUGUCCAGGGACUCAUUGGUACCAGAUCCGGUUCCUUCUGGAGGUUCCUUUGGCGGUGAACGCCGGGCAGCACGUGGAAGGUACUUUGAAGAUGGAGGCUAACAACCUGCAAUCCUACUACAUGCGGAUUGACGCCAGAAUAAAGGGGACGAACAUCUCAGCUUCGGCGCCCUGCAUCGAUCUGAAGGACCCGGAAUACCGAUUCUACACUUCCUCGAACUCCUACUGCCCGCCCGGCACCAACCAGGCAGUACCACCUUCGCAGCUGCAGCAGUACCAGCAGGCACACUUUGCGCAGUCUCAGAACAUCCUUCCGGGCCAGGCGGUGGCCGCGACCGUGUGGACGCCUGAGGCCUCACAGUGGGCGCAGCCGAUGCAGCCUGGCCCUGUGUGGCCCGGCGCGGGUUCCGACGGGGGAGGGUCACACCAUGUGAGCGAUUGACUUUAUGUGGCC
Molecule: messenger RNA, 1413 nt
Organism: Effrenium voratum
Lineage: Eukaryota; Dinophyceae; Suessiales; Symbiodiniaceae
Source: the annotation of a GenBank genome assembly